Messenger RNA from Lemur catta (Ring-tailed lemur), 504 nucleotides. RefSeq names its product transmembrane protein 256 (gene TMEM256). The coding region runs from base 54 to 395 and encodes 113 amino acids. The record is from RefSeq and is a predicted model, not a curated record. The transcript has 4 exons. NCBI's taxonomy places the organism in Eukaryota, Metazoa, Chordata, Mammalia, Primates, Lemuridae.
GGCCUCCAGGAUGGCCUGGGCGGUGUUCGUCCGGCGCGUGACCAUCCACUGCCAUGGCGGGGCUGGGGACUGCUUUCCGCCGCCUGGGCGCCUUGUCCGGAGCUGGGGCUUUAGGCUUGGCCUCCUACGGGGCACACGGCGCCCAAUUCCCAGAUGCCUACGGGAAGGAGCUCUUUGACAAAACCAACAAACACCACUUCUUUCACAGCCUGGCCCUGUUAGCAGUACCCCACUGCAGAAAGCCCCUCUGGGCCGGGUUACUACUGGCCUCCGGAACCACCUUAUUCUGCACCAGCUUUUACUACCAGGCUCUGAGUGGAGACCCCACCAUCCAGACUUUGGCCCCUGUGGGAGGGAGCCUGCUACUCUUGGGAUGGCUUGCCUUGGCUCUUUGAGCACUCUUUUGUUUAAUUACUAAGUUUUCUGGGUAAAUUUUUAAGAGUUGGAGCAGGAAGCGGAUUAAAAGGGAAAAGCAAAUAAACUCUGGAGUCUUUGUUUAUCUAA